AUUCUGACCUCCUCAGCUCCCAGGGAGUGGCUGGAGAGCCACACUGUUUUCUUUGGGACUGGACAGAAGGCUGCCCAGUGGACACCAGCGCGGGACAGACGAGUCACUAACCUGAGGGCUGAAAGCUGGUGAGACAGUAAAGGAGUUUUUUGGCUGCAGUCAUGAGGGUGGGAGCGGCAGCCUUAGCUGGGGGGCUUUUUGGGGCAGUGGGGACCCUGCUUUUUUUCCUGGCCUUUGGUACAGACUACUGGCUGGUGGCCACUGACAACUGUGGACCAUAUACAUGGCUGACGCAAACAACCCCGACAGGGGAAAGAGAUGCCAAUGGGACUGAGAUCCUGUCAGAAGGGGUGACCGUCACCGUUGCCCCAAAGACCCUCACCUUCCACCAUGAGGGUUUCUUCAGGCGCUGUGCGUUUCAGGUGGAGCCGGCGACACACGCAGUUCUCGCCACUCUCUUCACGAACCAGCCACAGUCCAAGUUUUGUGUCCAUGGUUACCUCUUCCCUCUGCCGGUCGCACUGGGACAGGUUCCUGAUCCUAUUUAUGACACUACAGCAGUGUUCCGGGGUUUCUGGACUGUGCUGAUAAUCCUUGGCCUGGUCUUGGCUCUGGCUGGAAGCUUCCUCCUGGUCUGUGGUGUCCCCUUCUACAGCCACAAACUCUACAAGCUGGGUGGAGCCUUCCUCAUCGCAGCCGCCUGCCUGCUCCUGUUUGUGCUGCUGCUCUAUGUGCUGUGGAUGGAGGUGGUGGAUGUGAAGCGUUACAUUCUACAAGAGACAGGAGAGACGUGUCCAGAUGCUGAGGUCUCUGUGCUCUACGGCCUGUCGUUCAUGGUGGCGGCGGCCGGCGUGCCCCUGGAGCUCGUCUCUGGGUUGGUUUUCAUGCUGGUGGGCCGGGCGCUGCAUGCCAGCAAGUGAGCUCACCAUCUGGCCCGUAGGAGAGGAGCGGACUGACCUUUUUAUGUCAUGUGCUGGGACUCAAUGGCACACUUGUGGGAUGGGAAUAUUCGCUGGAAAAACACAACCGAUAUUACUGCAUCACCCUGUGGAUGUUAAUCAUAGCCUGCAGUCAGAGACACUGGUGUGGUGCAAAACAUUUCUAUCACUCAUUUUGCAUGAUUCUGACAAAUACACAAGAAUAUUACACCGUGGGUCAGCGGUAGAGUUUAUAGGCGUAUCAUGAUGUGAUAGUGACAUAUUAAGGAGCAAUAUAAAACGUGCUGACACUGUUUUUUUUUUUUGUAUGCAAGACUCUGUGAUUAUAAAAUAUCUCUCCCGCCCAA
Solea solea (common sole) is the source of this 1285-nucleotide messenger RNA. Its product is annotated as transmembrane protein 182-like. The coding region runs from base 162 to 920 and encodes 252 amino acids. NCBI's taxonomy places the organism in Eukaryota, Metazoa, Chordata, Actinopteri, Pleuronectiformes, Soleidae. Gene Ontology annotation, cellular component: membrane. The transcript is spliced from 5 exons. The record is from RefSeq and is a predicted model, not a curated record.